AUGACGUUGUUGGCUACGCAGAGCAAGACCAGGCCUCCCAGAAACUUGAUGGCCAAGUCCCCGACCUCCUGGCAGGAGCUGUGCUUGGAAGACAUGGCAGGAGUUCCCGGCCACCAACGCCUCCUCUUCUACCGCAGAGACCCUCUGCAGGGAGUCUCCUGGAAGCGCCCCGGGGAGCUGUGUGCGGACCCCCGGCUCUUUGUGGACGGCAUCAGCCCCAGGGACCUGCACCAGGGCAGCCUCGGGAACUGCUGGUUCGUGGCGGCCGCCUCCUGCCUGGCCAGCGAGCCCAGCAUCUGGAAGAAGGUCAUCCCCAACCCCCGGGAGCAGGAUUGGGACCCUGGCCGGCCCCACGCCUACGGCGGCAUCUUCCGCUUCCGGUUCUGGCGCUGGGGCAGCUGGACGGAGGUUGUGGUGGACGACCGGCUGCCCUGCCGCCAGGGACAGCUCCUCUUCUGCCGCUCGGCCGAGCCCCGCGAGUUCUGGAGCGCCCUCCUGGAGAAGGCCUAUGCCAAGUGGGUGGGGCAAAAUGGUGGGGGAAUUGGGUGGGGGGACUCUUCUCAAGGGCGUAAGGAGAGACCUGCUACUGGAUCAGGCCACCUGGUUCAGCUUCCUGGCCUCAAAAUAGCGGAAGGACCCCAAGAACCUAGGGAGCGAGAUAUAUUGGCAAAACCUAUUGGUGUUUUGCAACUUUCCGACUCGCUGCAGGACAUCAGCCAGACCCAGCAGAGUCAACGCAGAAUCCACGGAAGCAAUUGGCGACUUGGCUGCAGACAGGAUAGACGAAGCAGGAACCAGGAACUUGUAGUUAGGUGGACUAUUUACAGGAACAGAACACGGAUCUUUUGCUAGCUCUCUCUGACACGACUCACCACUCCUACACUCACUGACAUACUGAACCACUGAACACUGAACUAACACAUUCCAGUUAAGGUAAAGGUAAAGGGACCC
Messenger RNA from Podarcis muralis (Common wall lizard), 951 nucleotides. NCBI's taxonomy places the organism in Eukaryota, Metazoa, Chordata, Lepidosauria, Squamata, Lacertidae. The record is from RefSeq and is a predicted model, not a curated record.